AUGGGCGCCUUCAUUGACGGCAUUGGUGUUAUCAGUGGGGCUCUGGGCAUUAUUCAGUUCGCCAAAGACAACAUUCCGUCAGACCCCCCCGUUGGCGCCGCAAUCCGCGUCAAGCUUGGACUUGGCACAAAAGGCGACACUCAUGGAAUUGAAGGAGACGUUGCUGCCACCUAUGCCUGGGAUACCAACAACGAGUAUCUUGGCAAGUCUGGCGGAGCUUAUAUCAAGGCUGGUGAUAUCCACGACUUUACGAUUGAUCAGGACUCCGGUGGCACUCGCGCUGAGUACGUCGGCGUAUCAGCUGCAAAGGAUGCAGUCUGCAUUUCCUGGAUCACGGUGAAGAUGCAUGAUGAAACCGAAGGCGGCGCUUGGACCGGGGACGUUGGAUAUCAAUGCGGACAGCAUUGGUACCAUCAGUCGGAGAGUGCUGGCUCUAUCAAGGAAGGUGGCGAUGAUUAUAUUCCUCGAUGCACCUGGCUCGAUGAAGAUCACACCAACGGGAAGCCCAGCGCGGCCAUGAAGUUCAAGACAACGGCCUACGGCAAAGAGGUCAAAGACACAGUCGACAAGAAGAAGGGAUGUGACUUUACAAAAUGGGGAGCCGACAACGGUCCUAUUACUGACAAACCUGGCAAACGCGCCAUAAAGCCUCGCCAGGCAUGGAUGGACGAUCAUCUGGUCGUAUCCAACGUUACUCAGCACUCGACCGAGGAGCUUUGCUCAUCCGAGACAUCUUGGGGUCCUGAUUUUAUCGGCAGCGACGGUUACUUCUGCGACAUGAGCUCUAAGACUUUGACCCCUCUCUGUUCCAAGCACAAUGUGGAUGGCUGCAUCAAUCUCCAUGACGACGACAAAGCAAUCAGCAAGCGCAGCUCUGUCGCUAAGCGCGUGGUGAAUUCGCCCCACAAGUCUUAUGGUACAGUAACCCAUUGGGAUUGA
This is a messenger RNA of Akanthomyces muscarius, 939 nucleotides long. RefSeq lists its product as uncharacterized. Lineage: Eukaryota; Fungi; Ascomycota; Sordariomycetes; Hypocreales; Cordycipitaceae. The transcript has 3 exons. The coding region runs from base 1 to 939 and encodes 312 amino acids. The record is from RefSeq and is a predicted model, not a curated record.